AUAAUAAAGGCCAACAGCACAUAGCCCUCUGUGGUCUUGGCAGUUGAGUUAGUGCCCGAAGUGCACAUGAUCGUCCGGGUUCUCGUCUAAUCUAUUGGUAGCCAACAAUUAUAGGCUAUUCACAAUUACAUAAGGUUCGUCGGUUUACUAAAAUGUUGUAGCCCUACUUAUUUGUUUAUUGGCGUGGCAUUUGAAUAAGCCCACGUACUAGUAAGACAGACCAAGGACGUUAGAAUACUGUAAGGAGAGGUACAGACAAGCGGACCUGGACUUGUCUAACCUGCGGCUUCGUUUUAACCACAGGGAGGGAAGUUCUCAGAAACCGAACUUAAAACUUUUUCCUUUGCUAACAGAUCAUUUGCAUAACUUCCGCUUCUCAACACAGGCACAGGUAGACCAGUCUACUCUGGUGUGGCAGUGGCAACAUCUCUACGCAAAACAGUUUAUUCCUUAUUAUUUUUCAUAUUAGCUUAACUGACUGUUCUCAUAUGUGUGACUCUAUUGGUGUAAAGAUGACCAGCUUGAAGGCGUUUCAGGAGACAUUUGAUAGAAUAUCUGUAGAACCAGUGGAGGACACUGAUACUAGCAGUUUUAUGCCAGAAAUGUCCCUAAAGUCCAACUAUCCAGUUCAGGUUACAGAACCUAAAGAUACUGUGACACUGCAGCUAAGUUCCAUGCCUCCUGGAUACCUUAUACCUCAUUCAGACAGAAUAAGACAGCCAGAGGAAGAUGGACUAGAUUGUAUCUGCACAGGGUCAAUUUCACCAGACUUCUCUAAAGAACCACAGUUCCUGAACCCCUGUGACAAGUGCUGUUACUCAGUCCCACCACCCAAGAUAAGUGACCUGAUGAACGACAAAGACUUGCUGGAUCUACUCCGUCUGAAACUGGACCCCAACCACUGCACUGUCAAGAACUGGAAGAACUUUGCCAGUCGCUGGGGUAUGAGCUAUGAUGAACUGACCAUGCUGGAGCACCGGACCCAGGGAUCUAUGUGCCACAGCCCUACACAGGAGUUUCUGCUACGCUACAACCAGAAGACAGUCACGGAACUCACCGACCUUUGCCGUCACUACCAGCGCAUUGAUGUGCUGCAGCUUCUUCAGCGCUGGAUGAAGAAUGACUGGCCUUCACGCUGGCAACAGGCUCAUUAAAGCUAUUUGCCCCUCCCCGCCUACUCCCUGCUUCCAGCAUAAAUUCAGAUUGUGUUGAAACCAAAUCAUCUUACAGCUAUGUUUCCUGUCAGAAUUGGAGUUGGUAAGAUCACAUCCAAGUCUGAGAACAGGCAGACUUUUUUUCUUUCAUUUUGCUCUUCACUUUAUUGAAUAGGAAAUAACAAAGGGACAUAGAUCUGUUGUGGUCAGAGAUUUGUAUAGCAAUCAGUGAUUAGCAGAAAUAGGGUAGGGUUGACUCCUGCGGAGUUUAUUGAAAAGGUAGGAAACUAUAGUAAGUGAAAUGUAUUGACAUUGUGCUCAUAUCUGUUCUCAUGGUCUCAAUCAACCGGUCUAAUUUUCUUUUUUUUUGUAGCAAUAUUAGGAAUAUAACUUGUGUUCCUGACAUGGCAAGCUGGGAAAAACAUCAUUUCCAGUGAUAUUUUGGGUUUGGUCAUGAGUUAAUUGUUUGCUUUAGGUGAUUUUCUAUUUUUCUCCAUUUAGUUUAUUAAAUCAGAGAUGAUGUAGUGUUGCA
This is a messenger RNA of Osmerus eperlanus (European smelt), 1686 nucleotides long. It is a transcript of the gene edaradd, whose product is annotated as EDAR-associated death domain. NCBI's taxonomy places the organism in Eukaryota, Metazoa, Chordata, Actinopteri, Osmeriformes, Osmeridae. Gene Ontology annotation, molecular function: protein binding. The record is from RefSeq and is a predicted model, not a curated record. The coding region runs from base 489 to 1154 and encodes 221 amino acids. Gene Ontology annotation, biological process: signal transduction. The transcript has 6 exons.